Messenger RNA from Alnus glutinosa, 1174 nucleotides. RefSeq lists its product as uncharacterized. Gene Ontology annotation, molecular function: hydro-lyase activity. NCBI's taxonomy places the organism in Eukaryota, Viridiplantae, Streptophyta, Magnoliopsida, Fagales, Betulaceae. Bases 84 to 782 code for a protein of 232 amino acids. The transcript has 4 exons. Gene Ontology annotation, biological process: fatty acid biosynthetic process. The record is from RefSeq and is a predicted model, not a curated record.
UAAUUGACGCUCUCGUCGGUCUCUCUCACAUCGAAACCAGUCUCAGAACAAGGCCUCGUUCCCUUUUUCUGGUCCUCUAAACAAUGGCAGCGGCGUCGGCUUUCUCCAAUUCUCUUAUGUUAUCUCCUUCUCUAAGUUCCCACUCGUCGCCCUCUCAUCGACCCUGCAGCAUUUUGUCCCCGUCACGAUCACAAAUCUCUCUUGGUGGCUUCAGAUCUCUUCCUAGAGCGACCCGAUUGAAGAAGAAGAAUCCAAGCCAUUUCACUACCCAUUGCUCUCUGGACGCUGCAAUAGAUCCAAAGGAAGACAUUCCUAUCGAAUCAAGAUAUGCAGCAUUUCCGACGGUGAUGGAUAUCAACCAGAUUCGUGAAAUUCUGCCUCACCGGUUUCCCUUUCUUUUAGUGGAUAGAGUCAUUGAAUACAAUCCUGGAGUUUCAGUUGUUGCCAUCAAGAAUGUAACAAUAAACGACAACUUCUUUCCUGGCCAUUUUCCUGAAAGGCCAAUAAUGCCUGGUGUUCUCAUGGUGGAGGCAAUGGCACAGGUUGGUGGCUUGGUUAUGCUACAACCAGAAGUUGGAGGUUCUCGUGAGAAUUUCUUCUUUGCCGGUAUUGACAAAGUGCGAUUCCGGAAGCCAGUGAUUGCUGGUGACACCUUAGUUAUGAGAAUGACACUUACCAAGCUGCAGAAACGUUUUGGAAUUGCAAAGAUGGAAGGGAAGGCAUAUGUUGGAGGUGAGGUCGUAUGUGAGGGCGAGUUUUUGAUGGCCACAGGCAGUGGAUGAUUUGCACCCCUUUUUCACCAAUACUUCUGGUUGAUUUCAGGCAGUUAUCUCUAACCCAGAAAUCUCUUUUUAAUCCAAACCUUCUUGGUGUCCUCAUUUGAUUAGAUGUUACUCAGGAGAAUACCAGUUUCUCUGGAAAAUUCAUCACAAUUCACAAGCCCUGGACUUCUUGACAACUUUUUUCCUUCUUCUCAAUGCCCCCAAAUUUGGCACUGAUUGAUUGUAAAAGGGUGGGAUCGGGGUCUUACCUAGCAAAAAAGACAACAAAGCUUGCUAUUUCUUUAGAAGUUGGUCUGUCAUCUUACAUGGGUGAAGCAAUACUAGCUAUGUUUUGAAGAUUUUCUGGGUUUGAUUUUGACUCUCUUUCAUAGUCGAGUUUUCUGUUUCUACAA